Molecule: messenger RNA, 768 nt
Organism: Gallus gallus (chicken)
Lineage: Eukaryota; Metazoa; Chordata; Aves; Galliformes; Phasianidae
Gene: ROMO1
Product: reactive oxygen species modulator 1
Exons: 3
Coding region: 49-288 (79 amino acids)
Biological process (GO): protein import into mitochondrial matrix; protein insertion into mitochondrial inner membrane
Cellular component (GO): TIM23 mitochondrial import inner membrane translocase complex
Source: RefSeq, marked validated
GCCGGAAGCGGAGGCCGAGGCGGCGGUGGCGGUGGCGGUGGCGGUGAGAUGCCCGUGACCGUGGGCCCGUACGGGCAGUCGCAGCCCAGCUGCUUCGACAGAGUGAAGAUGGGCUUCGUGAUGGGCUUCGCCGUGGGCAUGGCGGCGGGAGCGCUGUUCGGCACCUUCUCGUGCCUCAGGAUCGGCAUGAGAGGACGAGAGCUGAUGGGCGGAGUUGGCAAAACGAUGAUGCAGAGCGGUGGGACGUUCGGGACGUUCAUGGCUAUAGGCAUGGGAAUCCGCUGCUGAUCUGCAGCUUGGGCUUCUAAUCCAAAGCGUCCCUGCCCAGCCACCCCUGUACCAUAAUAAAGUCUUUAGAUACUGGAAUGGAGUGGUUUUUGUGACGUUGUGCCACACCACCGUCUUUGCUGUAGCAUCUUCAUGUAGAUGUCAUCUUUAUGAGAUUUCUGCUUUCUUCACCUCUUACGCUCUGUGACAGUGAGCAUUCAUACCCCUCUGCGCUUCAUUAAAGUUUCUUGAGCAGUGAACACUUUUCUGUCUGCUGCUCGGGCAGCUCACAUUUCCGAUGCAGAGCCAUUCCACUUCUAGAAUCACAGAACGGCCCGGGUGUUGUAGUAGACGUGUGUGGGGCCUCGGGGUGUGACGUGUCAGGCUCCUCCCCAUGCGCUACGGAUGUGCCACGGGUACCAUCCAGUGGGCGUACACGAAAGGCAAAGGAUAUUUAAACGCUUGUCGGAAUUUAAUAAACGCCAUUUGCCGAUCAUCAUA